AUGGUUGGAAAGGUCAGCGAGAGGGUGCUCCUCCGGGAGGGGCUGGAAAGAACCGACAAUGGCAUGAAAAUGACAACAUGGCCCGAUGUGGCCGCGAUCAACCAAAAGAACUACUACACGGAUUACAUGAAGCGAGACGACCAGAUUCUGGCAUUGCGAUUGCAGAACGAAGCCAACCGCGACAAGCUCGUGCAGAACGCCCGGGAUCGCGAUAGAGUUCUCUCGAAACCGGCCAACGGCGAGGUUCCCCUGCCGAUACCGGAUCUUGCCGACGACGAGGGGACGGCAACACCCUCAAACGGCAUCGACCCGUCCAAGAUCAUCGUCAUCCACCCUGGAAGUCAAAAUCUGCGAAUCGGUUUCGCGAGCGAUGCGCUCCCGCGGACUAUUCCAAUGACCGAAUCCGAAAUGCAUGAGGCGCUGCCGCGAAGGCAGUUUGAAGCCAAAAAUACCGACCAGCAGUAUGGGGAGGAGUGGUCCAAGAAGUACAACAAGCAGUGCAGCGAUCUCAAGCGCAAACUGGUUCAAACUUUCAACCGCCGCACGGAGGCCGAGGUUAUCCAAAAGCACAACGAUCCGUUGGAGAUUGAGUGGACAGAUGUGAAAUCACUGGAAGACCCAAGUUCCCUGGCAUCCUGUUUCGUAGGAAAUGGAGCGCUCCGUGUGCCCGACGACUCCGACCCGAAAUUCAAGCUGUGGUGGCCGAUACAGCAUGGCUGGUGGAACGAGGAAGACUACACGAGCGAGGAGCACCUAUACGACGACUUUGAAACACUGCUGGAUAAAACGCUGCGGCAGGAGCUUGGCUUGAAGAAGAACAGCGAGUGGCAACAGUACAGCUGCGUGUUCGUGAUACCUGAUCUCUACGACAAGCGAUACGUGGAGCAGGUGCUGCGGUCCUGCAUGACUUGGUUUGAGUUCAACAGAGUCACGUUCAUCCAGGAGAGCAUGGCUGCGACUUUCGGCGCAGGCUACACGCAAGCUUGUGUCGUUGAUGUGGGCGCGCAAAAGACGUCUAUCAGUUGCGCCGAGGAUGGUCUGCUGGCGGAAGACUCGCGGAUCAACCUCAAGUAUGGAGGAUACGACAUUACCGACACCUUCAUCAAGAUGAUGCUGUACGACAACUUCCCCUACCAGGAUAUCAACAUCCGCAGGCGCUACGACUUCCUCCUGGCCGAAGAGCUCAAAAUUAAGCACUGCACCAUGUCGCAGGCCGAUAUAUCAGUGCAGCUUUACCAGUUCCACGUGCGUGCGCCGAAUCAACCGACCCGAAAGUACCAGUUCAAGACCUACGACGAAGUCAUCCUGGCGCCAAUGGGCGUAUUUGACCCCGAGAUUUUCGACAAUUCUGCCAAGUUGAAGGGUCGCCGGAAGCUAAUAGACCGCUCAUACAACGCGUACGAUGUUGAAAUGCCUGACGAUCCGGCAUCUGCUGCCCAGCUUGCCAUCUUGGCUCUUGUCCAACCCUCUAUCACGUCGAACGCCAAUGGCUUCCCUCUGUCACAGCCGGAAAUAUCGACACCGAUGAAGGAGAAGGCGCAUCCUUUCAGCUUCUCUGGCCGUGACGGCGUCAACGGGACACCUAUGGGCUCGCAUGCUGGGUCACCGGCCCCUGAGGGCAACAGCACGCCAGCACCGCCAUUCGUCUUUGCUAAUGGGAAGGAUGCUACGAAUGGAGGUAGCCCUGCUCCUCCCGGUUCCCGCGCCACUGGUACCCCAGUGCCCGGCCAGACGAGCCAAGCCUCGCAGCCGCCGCCAGGGAUGUUCGUCGACUCAGCAGCCCGGACAGCCAAGCACAUGGCUGCUGAGCGCGAUUCUGUGCUUCCCGUGGCCCCGUUGGAUAUUGCCAUCCUCACCAGUAUCCAGAAUGCUGCCAAGGGCGACGAGAAGAAACUGCGUGAUCUACUGGGCAGCAUCAUGGUCAUUGGCGGCGGCGCCAAGGUGCCACAAUUCACAGUGGUCUUGGAGGAAAAGUUGAAGCAGCGUCGACCAGAUCUACACGACCGAAUUCUCGUGAGCAGAAGCGCAAGAGAUAUGGACGAGCAGGUUGUCACGUGGAAGGGCGCGAGCGUCUUCGCGAAGCUCUCCACCAACGACUCGUGGAUCACUCCGUUCGAGUUCGAGAGGCAUGGCGCGAGGACUUUGCACCACAAGGUGCUGUGGAAUUGCUCUGUGAGCUUUGUCAUCUCGGACCUGAUCGGGCAGAAGCAUAACAUUGGCGACGUAGUCGGUACCUUGGGAUUUGCGGACGAGGUCGUCGCCUUGGUGGCAUGUCCAGCAUGGGGUCUCAUCUCUGACAGGCUAGGUGUGAGAUGGGUGGCCACCAUUGGGUACCUGAUCAUCGGCGCAUCCCUGGUCGUCUUUGUGCAAGCAAAGAACAUUUACCCACAGCUCCUGCUUGCGAGAAUCUUCUUUGCGAUCGGCGCAUCCGCAGCUGAAGACGGUGACAGCAACCAGUCAUCUCGCAAUAAGCAUGCACGCCUUUCGCGACAGAGCAUUGCGUUCUCUGUGAAUUCUGAGCUCACCAUUACGCCCGAACGGUACACUCGCACUAUAUCAAGCGAUCGUGUCUCCCGAGGCGAGCAAGAUGAGAAGAAGCUCGACAAGGCCUCGGCUCUGGCAGGCUAUGUUGGUCUGGCCACAGGAUGCGGCGCGCUAGUAGCACUGUCCUUGUUCCUUCCGCUCCCUACGAAAUUCGGCGAUAUCGAGAAGGUCACACCUGGCCAAGCUGUCUCCUAUAGUUUCUAUGUUGUUGCCGGUGUGGCGAUCGUGGUGGCGGUCUUUGUGUUCUUUGGCUUGCGCAACUUGAGAGGCGAGGAGGGCAAAGGAUGGGGUGUUCUGCUCGGUCUUGGAAGCAAGGCGGAUGAGGAUGAGUUCGACGCCCACAGUAGCAGGGAGCUGCGCAAGGAGAAAGUCAUCCCGUAUCUCCACCUGAUGAAGGACUCUCUUCUCCUCGGCGUAACCGACAAGAGGAUUGCCAUUGGUUACAUCGGCGGCUUUGUCGCACGCGCUUCCACAGUUGCCAUCUCGCUCUUCAUUCCGCUGUACAUCAACACCUUCUUCAUCGAUAACGGAUUCUGCCAGGGCUCGCCUCAUGAUCCCAGCCCAGAACUCAAGAAGGAGUGCCGCACCGCAUACAUUCUUUCGUCCAUUCUCACAGGCGUUGCGCAACUUAUUGCCUUAAUCUGCGCUCCGGUGUUUGGCUACAUCUCACACAAGUCGGGUCAAGUCAACUGGCCAAUUGUCGUCUCGACCAUCUUCGGCAUGGUCGGCUACGUCGUCUUUCCUCAGCUGUCCAGCCCCGAAAUCAAGAACGAAGAGGGCAGAGGAGGGACACCCGCAAUCUUCUUGGUGGUCGCUUUGAUUGGCAUCAGUCAGAUCGGCGCCAUUGUUUGCAGUCUCGGGUCGCUUGGUCAAGGCGUGCUGGCAGUUGAGCUGUCGCGUACCACUCCACGCGAGCCAUCAAUCGCGCCCGAUGAAGACGAAUCUGCCGAAGAUGAGCCCCUCCUUCGAAUUACGACACAGGAAAAUUCAGUAGCACGCACCAAGCUCAAGGGAUCGAUUGCUGGAGUGUAUUCGCUUUGUGGAGGCGCGGCUAUUCUGCUGCUGACGAAGCUCGGAGGGUACUUGUUCGACAAGCUCUCAACUGGCGCACCUUUCUACAUGAUGGCGGUAUUCAAUGCCAUCUUGCUAGUUGUUAGUCUCAUGUUGGACGCAUCGCAGACAUUCGCGGCGAGGUCUUAG
Emericellopsis atlantica is the source of this 3744-nucleotide messenger RNA. RefSeq lists its product as uncharacterized. Gene Ontology annotation, biological process: transmembrane transport. The coding region runs from base 1 to 3744 and encodes 1247 amino acids. Gene Ontology annotation, molecular function: transmembrane transporter activity. The record is from RefSeq and is a predicted model, not a curated record. The transcript is spliced from 9 exons. Lineage: Eukaryota; Fungi; Ascomycota; Sordariomycetes; Hypocreales; Bionectriaceae.